This is a messenger RNA of Chelonia mydas (Green sea turtle), 406 nucleotides long. Its product is annotated as macrophage migration inhibitory factor. Gene Ontology annotation, molecular function: phenylpyruvate tautomerase activity; cytokine activity. NCBI's taxonomy places the organism in Eukaryota, Metazoa, Chordata, Testudines, Cheloniidae. The record is from RefSeq and is a predicted model, not a curated record.
GGGAGUAGUAGUUUCAGUGAGGAUUUUAACAAAGGCUAGAAAAAGGCUCUCUUGUAAUCAAAAGAUGCCUAAAUUCAUUAUUAACACAAAUGCGAGCAAGGAUAAAGUGCCAGAUUGCUUGAUAGAAGAGCUCACCCAUCAACUACCAAAAGCAUUAGGCAAACCUGCACAGUAUCUAGCACUACAGAUUGAUCAGCUGCUGUCCUUCCAUGGCUCCAAAGACCCCUGCACCAUGUGCUUUCUCUACAGCAUUGGCAAGAUAGGAGACCAGGAGAACAAGGACUAUUCCAAGCUGCUGUGUGACCUGCUGAACAAACAUCUGAAAAUACCUGCAGACAGAAUCUACAUCAGCUACUUUGAUAUGAGUGCUGCCAACGUAGGCUGGAACUGUACCACCUUUGCUUAA